UGAGUGUGUACAUAGCUGUAGGAGCCGUUAUGGGACCGAGGUGAGCUACAGUUUGUAGCAUAAAUAGGCAAGAGGCUUCGAGCUGAAUGGCUGGUUCACAGGAGCUAAAGCUGUUGGUGUGUUUUUAAAACUGAAGACAAUCUCAUCAAUCAAUUAACAUCAACUCAGGAAAAAAGGAAAUAAAAAAUGUACCAUGCCCAAGGGGAAGGGAGCCAAAGGGACAAAGCUGACCCUCAAGAUUGCCAAAAAGGCAAUACGAAUGACCCCAGAUGGACGGCGCCGACUCACCCUUAGUAACAUGGGGAUAACCAUCUUCCCAAAGUGUCUCCUAAAACUGACCAAUGUGGACGAGCUGGAUCUCAGCCGCAACCUGAUACAGAAACUCCCAGAUAACAUCGGCAACUUUGCGUCACUCAGAUGGCUGGAUCUACACAGCAACAAGCUGGAGUCUCUGCCCGAAUCCAUUGGCAACCUGGUGGGACUGACCUACCUCAACCUCUCAAACAACAGGCUAAUCUCUGCAGGUUUGCCCUCCACACUGGGUCUUCUCACCAGCCUGAAGAGUCUCAAUCUGGGGAUGAACCAGCUGGACACCCUGCCCUCCACUAUGAUGGCUCUGGAUAGUCUCCAAGAAUUAGGUCUGUUUGAUAACCUCUUCAUCAGUCUACCAGAGUUCCUGAAAGUCCUGCGCAACCUCACCAAGCUGAACAUCACACGAAAUCCUCUAUCGUAUGUUCAGGGGGAUGUCGAGGGGAUGCAGCAGGGAAAAUCAAAAUCAGAGGAAGAUGGCUAUUUGGUCCAUGAAAGCAGCCUGUGUAGGACAUGCCUCAAGAGAUGUAAAGAGCAGAGGGAAAGGCCUACAAGAGGAGGAGGAGGAGGAGGAGGAGAGGGAGGUGGUGACAGAUUUGAGGAAAAAAGGAUAAGGACUUAUCAAGGCCUGAUGGCGCCAAACUCAGUGGCUAUAGUCAGUCAAGACGUGUGGAGAGUAAGGAAGGUGGAACACAAGCUAAUCAAAUGACCAAACAGAGCCACAAAAGUGUUCUUAACUACAGAACAAAUAGAAUGAAUGCCACUUUUAGGCAGCUCUAAAACUUUAAUAAUAUCUGCAUAAUACAUUACUGUAUGUCCACGCAGCUAUUUCCUUGAUGUAUUUUGUCUCAGUUGGUGAAACAAAAUGAGUAAUUACUUGUAACUGUUGCUCUUGGAUGACUGUGCAUAAAAAGUGGCCCACAAUAAAAGAUUUUUCA
This is a messenger RNA of Epinephelus lanceolatus (giant grouper), 1247 nucleotides long. The record is from RefSeq and is a predicted model, not a curated record. NCBI's taxonomy places the organism in Eukaryota, Metazoa, Chordata, Actinopteri, Perciformes, Serranidae.